CGCGCGCGAGGGCGCUGCUUCGCCCUGGCCGAUCCGCAUCGAGGAUUGCCAAACUCUAGAACAAACGGGAUGGAAAGAACGGGAGCAAACACUCUCUUCACGAUGUCUCGAAUCAACGAAGGAAGAAUUUUGAAUGCUUUGAUGCUGGAAGGUAGAGCCAAACGUUUUUUAUCCUAGUGACAAAACCAUUCGCUAUGCUGUCCAGGACUUCUCUGGAUCCUAAAGUUCUCACAGCCGAUACGAGAACUUAUGGUACUACCGGCAACGCUCAUCAGCUCGAGAGAAGCGCUUGCCUCGCGGCGCUAAAGUCGUGCUCCAGAGCUAGAGACGUCGAAAGUGGCCGGCAAAUCCACGCGAACGCGAGAGAAAGUGGUGUGGAUUCGGACUCUCACGUAGCCAGUAGCUUGGUGGCGAUGUACAUGAAGUGUGGCAGCGUGGUGGAAGCACAGCAGGCCUUCGACAGGAUUCCUCGCCCCGACGCAGUGUGCUGGAACGCUUUGAUCUCGGGCUAUGCGGAGAAUGGCGAGGCCGAGGUGGCCUUGCAGCUCUUUCGAUCGAUGCAACAGUGCUGCGGAGCAAACUCACGAACUUUUGCCGCUGCGCUCGCUGCGUGCUCCACUCUCGCAGCUGCCGAAGAAGGCCGGAAAGUUGAUGGGAGGAUGGUGAAAGUUUUUUCGCUGCAACGAGGCAUGGAAGUUCAUCGUCAGGCCGAGGCUGGGAUGGGAAUAGAUGCUAUCCAUCAAAACGUCUACGUGGGGAAUGCUCUCAUCGACAUGUACGUGAAGUGCCGGAGCAUGGUGCGUGCUCAAGAGGUUUUCGACAGGAUGAAAACUCGGGAUGUGAUCUUGUGGAACGUAUUGAUGCUCGGCUACGCACAGGGUGGUGAGAACGAGGAGCUAGCUCUCGAGAUGUUUACGAAGAUGGUGUCGUGCCGAGGCUGUCAGCUCGAUAGCUGGAGUGUUGUUGCUGCUCUCAAGGCCUGUAGCAAUCUCGCAGCCAAGGAAGAAGCUCGGAAUCCACAGGAGAAGCUCAGGUUUCUAGUCACGGGUGUGGCGAUCCACGGCACAGCCGAGAGACUGGGAUGUGACUCAAACAUAUUCGUGGCCAACGCUCUUCUCAACAUGUACGCAAACUGUGGAAGCAUGGUGGAUGCGAGGAGAGUUUUCGAUAAGAUGCAGCGCCGGGAUGUGGUUUCCUGGAACACGAUCAUCCUGGGCUAUGCUGAGAACGAUGAGGGAAAGAUGGCCCUUCAACUCUUUGGAGAUUUGCUACACUCUCGGUGCUGCGUACUGGACAGGCUGACUUUGGUGGCUGCGCUUAAGGCGUGUUGUACCCUCUCGAGUCAAGAACAGGGAAGGCAAGUCGAUGGGAAGAUCGUGAAGCUGAGUUCGCUGGAAGCAGGAAUGGCGGGGCACUCGCUGGCAUCGGAGCGAGGCUCUGAUCUGGAAGACUUGUACGUGGCAAACUGCUUGGUCGACAUGUAUGGGAAGUGUGGGAGCAUGGCCGACUCGUCCCACUCGGAGGCUUCCAGCUUCGUCACAGCUUCGCGGUGAACAGCCAUGGUGAUUUCCAAUGCUCUCAUUCGAUCGUUUUCCUUGUUCUUAGCUGCAAGACUGCCGCAAGCCUUGAAAGCCGCGACGACUGUCAAGCUGGUUGGAGAAAUACCACCAUCGCCACCUUCGCACAAGAGAGCCUCAAACAGCUCUAGAGCAGCCUCACUUUCGUCGUUCUGUGCGUCUCCCGAGAUCACUGCGUUCCAGAUAACAACGUUUACGUGACGAGCAGCUUGAUCGAUGCGUACGCCAAGUGUGGGAGUCUGGCGGAUUCCAGCAAAGUUUUCUCGAGCAAUACCGGCCAGCUUCGCAACGUGGUCUCGUGGAACGUCUUGAUCCUGGGCUUCACGGAGAACGCCGAUGCUAGACGAGCUUUGAGGCUGUUCCACAGGAUGAGACGUGAAGGCUGCCGACCAAACGCAUCAACGUACGUCGCGGCGCUGAAAGCUUGCAGCAACAGUAUUCCUUCGAGUCUAGGCUUUGGGAGCGAAGUCAAGGCUCUGAUCUACCGUGGAGGCUUUGAGGAAGAUGGAGAUUUGGCUGGAUCCCUGGUUGACUUUCACGGCAAAGCGGGAGACAUGGUUUCCGCUCGCCAGGUAUUUGACUCGCUACCGGGAGAUGGUGACGAGGCCUGGAGUGCGCUGAUCACCGGAUACGGCAGGCAAGGGGACGCAAGCCAAGCGCUGACGCUGUUUCACGAGAUGGUAAACUCUGGCAUAAAACCGAAUGGUAUCACAGCUCUCGCAGUUCUAACCAGCUGCAGGGAAGAAGUUCUUCCACGAAAUGCCAUCCAGAUACGGCAUCGUCCCCGAAGUGGAACACUUCCACUGCGUUGUCGAUCUUCUCAGCAGAGCUAACCAGCGGGUUCAAGGCGGAGUGGAAUCCAGGAGUGGAGACGCUACGCUUGUCACGAAGCAAGAAUGGGCGUCGUGAUGCGUGAAAGCUCUCCCGUUUCGUUUCAUGUCUCCCAGUCUGCAGAGUCUCAAAUUCUGCUAAAAAUGCUUUUUUUUUUUUUUUUCUUCAGCAUCUUCUAAACAACAAAAAUGUGAAAAA
Selaginella moellendorffii is the source of this 2606-nucleotide messenger RNA. RefSeq names its product pentatricopeptide repeat-containing protein At4g39530-like. Bases 195 to 1553 code for a protein of 452 amino acids. The transcript is spliced from 3 exons. Gene Ontology annotation, biological process: RNA modification. The record is from RefSeq and is a predicted model, not a curated record. Lineage: Eukaryota; Viridiplantae; Streptophyta; Lycopodiopsida; Selaginellales; Selaginellaceae. Gene Ontology annotation, molecular function: protein binding; RNA binding.